CACAACCACCCAUUUUCCACGUGUCGUCUUCUACAGCAACUCGAUCUUCAAUUGACCAGAUUUCGUCCUCAAAUACACGUGGCACUUUUCCAUAAGCCAUUUCCAUGAGCUUAUCAUGGAAGCGGCAACAUAGGAUUCCAGUUUCCCUUUCAACGUUCUUGAAAUCGCUACAAAGGAACUUACUAGCCGUUUGAACUCCAUCGGUAGCUAACCUUUUUCACUCUCUUUCUGUGAAUCCACCGCAAACUUCUGAAUAGAAAUCUAACAAUCUUGAGCUUUGAAUAUCCCCUUCCUUGGCAAGAAAUGAAUGGAGUCAGAGGAAAAUUCAUGAAGAAGCUCAAAUCUAUGAAGCCACCCAUUGUGUAUCUCAAACAAGAUCGAAUUCUUCAGGUCAUUGCUCCAAAUGGGUACUCCGAUUUCUUCACCAGAAGCGAAAAUCUCGAAGCCAAUGUUCAGAAAUCGAACCACAAAAAUGAUAUCAAUUUGUUGAAGGAAAACAGAGAUUUCGCCAUUGACGAUGAAGAAACAGAGGAGUCUGGUUUCGCCGUUGAAGAUAAAGAGAAUAUCGAGCCGUCCGGUAAAUCGAAUAGAGGGAUUGGGGAUUCUUUGUGUUUAAGAGCUGGGAAUUGUUUGCCGGAAUCGAAACGAGAAACCCCGUUGUCGGAAAUUGACAUCUCGUCUUUCCGGCGGCCGGAUAUGAACUCCGGGAGCCUGUUUGACCCAAAUUUACUUGAGGUUUUUCAUCAGGCAGUGAUGGAGUAUAUGAAAAUCAGGGAAGCCGAGAUGAAAUGUGGAAUCGAAAUUGAAGAACACGAGGAGGAAGAAGAAGAAGAAGAAGAAGAGGAAAAACAGAUUUCAUCGGAGAUUCCUCUGUUUAUGUUCGAAGAAAAAUGCCCACCAGGGGGAUCGGACUCUGUAAUUCUUUACACGACGACUCUAAGAGGAAUAAGGAAAACGUUUGAGGAAUGCAACAGUAUAAGGUUUCUUUUGGAAACGUUUAGAGUGAAAUUUUUCGAGCGGGACGUUUCGAUGCAUACCGAGUUUAAAGAAGAGUUAUGGAGAGUUUUGGGUACAAAGAGAGCUUUACCUCCAAAGCUGUUCAUCAGGGGAAGGUACAUUGGUGGAGCAGAGGAGGUUUUGGGGCUGCAUGAGCAGGGCAAGCUCCGGCCGUUGUUCGAUGGUGUUCCGAUCGAUUGUUUUGCUGGGAUCCCGUGCGAAGGGUGUGGCGGAGUCCGAUUCGUGCUCUGUUUCAACUGCAAUGGGAGUAAAAGAGUUGUUGAUGAGAGUGAUGAACAAAGGAAUUGCCCAGAAUGUAAUGAAAAUGGACUGAUUCUUUGUCCUUAUUGCUGCUAAAGAAAACCAAGGAUUUGUCUUUGAUUAUGUAAAUUGGGUUUUGAAUGUUACAAAUUCGUUUGUGUUGAGAUUCUUUUAUACAGAACAAGUUCAAGUUCAAC
Molecule: messenger RNA, 1454 nt
Organism: Cucurbita moschata (crookneck pumpkin)
Lineage: Eukaryota; Viridiplantae; Streptophyta; Magnoliopsida; Cucurbitales; Cucurbitaceae
Exons: 1
Coding region: 304-1353 (349 amino acids)
Source: RefSeq, a predicted model, not a curated record